Hypoxylon trugodes is the source of this 3214-nucleotide messenger RNA. RefSeq names its product urease. The transcript is spliced from 5 exons. Lineage: Eukaryota; Fungi; Ascomycota; Sordariomycetes; Xylariales; Hypoxylaceae. Gene Ontology annotation, molecular function: nickel cation binding; urease activity. Gene Ontology annotation, cellular component: urease complex. The record is from RefSeq and is a predicted model, not a curated record. Bases 202 to 2715 code for a protein of 837 amino acids. Gene Ontology annotation, biological process: urea catabolic process.
GUUACAUAUUUAUGAAUAGAUCUAUUACAAUCACUAUCUAAGUACCUCAAGUACUAAGUACCUAAAAUAAUAUAGAAGAGCUAUCCGAUAUGACCGUCGUAAAACCGCCGCCUCCAUGGCUCCGUAUUUUCCCAUCUCCGCUUAUGAAAGUCGCGUGCCAGAGUGACUUGAAGAAGCAGACCGGAUACUACUAUUACGACGAUGCAUCUCGUUCCUAAAGAGCUUGAUAAGCUCGUCCUCUCACAAUUGGGGUUUUUAGCCCAGAAGAGGCUUGCUAGGGGUGUUAAGUUAAACCACACCGAGGCCACUGCACUUAUUGCGAAUAAUCUCCAAGAGCUCAUUCGUGAUGGACAACAUAACGUCGCAGAUCUGAUGACUAUAGGGUCUACCAUGCUAGGUCGGAGGCAUGUGUUACCUUCUGUUGUUAGUACGCUCCACGAAAUCCAAGUCGAAGGUACUUUCCCAUCAGGUACUUAUCUCGUGACGGUGCACAACCCCAUCGCCACCGCCGAUGGUGAUUUAGCUAGGGCACUUUACGGCAGCUUCCUACCCACCCCAAGCCAGGACCUAUUUCCCCCUUGCGAAGAUAGUGCCUACGAGCAUACCAAGCAACCCGGCGCCAUAGUUGCUGUUAAAGGUAGAAUUAAAAUCAACGAGGGCCGGAAGCGUAUUCGACUUCAGGUCACAAGCAAAGGAGAUAGGCCCGUCCAGGUGGGUAGUCAUUACCAUUUCAUCGAGACGAAUCCACAACUCGAAUUCGACCGCGCUGCAGCAUAUGGCUUCCGUCUCGAUAUUGCCGCCGGCACAUCCGUGCGGUUCGAACCGGGUGACACCAAAACCGUUACACUCGUCGAAAUCGGCGGUAACCACGUAAUCCGCGGAGGCAAUGGUCUCGCCUCCGGAAAAGUCGACCUGUCUCGCGCAGACGCUAUCGUUUCGGCCCUCCAGGAGGCCGGAUUUGCGCAUAACCCGAGGCCUGCAGGCGACAUGGCAUUUAUAGACGUAAGUUCCAUAGAACGUACUUCGUAUAUAGCUAUGUUUGGCCCGACAACCGGCGAUCAUGUACGCUUAGGCGCGACCGAUCUUUGGAUUGAAGUCAUGAAGGACAUGACUAGGUAUGGCGACGAGUGCAAAUUUGGCGGUGGUAAGACUCUGCGUGAAGGCAUGGGCCAAAUGACAGGAUGCCCGGAUAGAGAUAGUUUGGAUAUGGUAGUGACAAAUGCGCUGAUCGUCGAUUACACCGGUAUUUACAAGGCCGACAUUGGUGUGAAGGAUGGGUUGAUCGUUGGGGUUGGUAAGGCUGGAAACCCGGAUGUUAUGGACGGCGUCACCGAGGGUAUGAUCGUGGGUAGUUGUACGGAUGUCGUCGCGGGAGAGGGCAAGAUUGUGACGGCUGGUGGUUUGGACACACAUAUCCAUUUCAUAUGCCCACAGCAAGCUUAUGAGUCCGUUGCUUCUGGUGUUACGACGAUGCUUGGUGGUGGUACUGGGCCUAGCGCCGGCACCAAUGCUACCACGUGCACACCAGGGGCAAACUACAUCCGACAGAUGUUACAAGCAUGCGAUAACCUGCCUGUCAACAUUGGAAUUACAGGCAAAGGUAACGACAGCGAUCCUGGUGCACUACGUGAGCAGAUCCUAGCGGGUGCCUGUGGUCUUAAACUGCACGAAGACUGGGGUACGACACCUGCUGCCAUCAAUUCUUGCUUAGGAGUUUGUGAUGAGCUAGAUGUGCAAUGUCUGAUUCACACAGACACGCUCAACGAAAGCGGCUACGUAGAAUCGACGAUCGCAGCCUUCAAGGGACGCACCAUUCACACUUACCAUACAGAGGGUGCAGGAGGUGGGCAUGCUCCUGAUAUUAUCAGAGUUGUGGAACACGAAAAUGUACUACCGUCCUCGACCAACCCAACACGGCCGUAUACUCAAAAUACACUAGAUGAGCACCUCGAUAUGUUGAUGGUAUGUCACCAUCUAAGUCGAAAUAUUCCUGAAGACGUAGCGUUUGCGGAGUCACGAAUCAGGGCCCAGACGAUCGCGGCAGAGGAUGUACUGCAUGAUUUAGGCGCUAUAUCGAUGAUGUCUAGUGAUUCGCAAGCUAUGGGCCGGUGCGGCGAAGUCAUUUUGCGAACGUGGAAUACAGCGCACAAGAACAAAGUACAAAGGGGAUUCCUACCCGAGGAUGAAGGCACCGGAGUGGAUAAUUACAGGGUUAUGCGCUAUGUCAGCAAGUAUACAAUCAACCCAGCCAUCGCUCAGGGUAUGGGACAUCUUAUCGGGAGUAUUGAAGUUGGCAAGCUCGCAGACUUGGUGCUCUGGGAUCCGGCGUGGUUCGGAGCUAAGCCAACGACGGUUAUUAAGAGUGGUUUGAUUGCUUAUUCGCAGAUGGGCGAUCCCAAUGCCUCAAUCCCGACAGUCCAACCCAUCAUCGCGCGCCCUAUGUAUGCACCACUAGUACCUCCUUCAAGCGUCCUCUUCGUAUCCCAGGCGAGCUUGUCGACCAUCACAUCCUCUAAGAAGGGGUACGGGCUGCGGAAACGUGUAGAGCCUGUACGCGAUUGCCGUACCAUCGGCAAGAAAGAUAUGAAGUAUAACAACGCUAUGCCUCGCAUGCGCGUUGACCCCGAGCUAUAUGCUGUCGAGGCCAAUGGUGUACUGUGUACGGCCGAGCCAGCGAAGAGUCUACCACUUACACAGGCUUGGUUUGUUUAUUAGAAUAGGGGCGAUUUCUGAUUAGGUAGGCUGGUUUAUAUGGAGAGGUAAAAACGUGGCUAUAUGUGCUUGGAUAUACUAGCUGAGUGGGUUCAGGGGUAGUAAUAUUUGGGGGUUACUCAUUGACAUCUAGCUAGGUGCGUAUAUGUACCCACCUAGGUGGCUACUGAGGUAUACGUAGCCAAGGGGUGUUGGAUUAGUGGUUAGAAUGAAGGGCUGGAUUCGACUCACCUUUUUCGUUCGAGAUACCUUGGUAUGUAGGUGAAGAAGAUUGGCUAAGUACAUUUGAAAAACUACUAUUAUAAGUCCCUAGAGUGAGAAUUUCCGAUUUGAUUUAUUGUCAGCCCAAACUACGACAGUAUUCAAGUUUCGGGUUGUACUUAGGGGGUUGAUGUAUCGGGUUCCAAUAUACCAUUUUCCUUGGAAGUGUACAUUAAUAGAAUAAAGGGCUGUAGGUAAUAUUUGUGGUAGCUGAAUGAGAACGAUAAUGCGUAGCUGAGUG